UGUGCGUCACACAGCAUCUGUGAGGCGGGGAGAAAGAGGGGGUUGGGCUUGCGUUUGGAGGGAAGUUGACUGGUUGGUUUAACAGUUUAACGGACACCAACCAAUAGUCGACAGACAGACGGGUUUAAAGAUUGAGAACUGCAAAGCUGAAGUUUCAUCUUUCGUUCUCAGAGAUCAAGCAGACGAUCUCAGCAGAAGAAAAUGAGCGGCAGAGGCAAAACCGGCGGUAAGGCGAGAGCUAAGGCCAAGACUCGCUCCUCUAGAGCGGGACUUCAGUUCCCCGUGGGCCGCGUCCACAGGCUCCUCCGUAAAGGCAACUAUGCGCAGCGAGUGGGUGCCGGCGCCCCAGUGUAUCUGGCCGCUGUGCUCGAGUACCUGACCGCCGAGAUCCUCGAGUUGGCCGGAAACGCCGCUCGGGACAACAAGAAGACUCGCAUCAUCCCCCGUCACCUGCAGCUGGCGGUUCGCAACGACGAGGAGCUGAACAAGCUUCUGGGCAGAGUGACCAUCGCUCAGGGCGGCGUGCUGCCCAACAUCCAGGCCGUGCUGCUGCCCAAGAAGACCGAGAAGCCCGCCAAGUCUAAGUAAACUGACGGGACUUCGUCUUCUGUAAACCCAAAGGCUCUUUUAAGAGCCACCCACAUUAUCAAUGAGAGAGCGACGUGUCUGGUUUAAAAUUAUAGAUGAUAUAAAAAACGCACGUGCAGUUGUACUCUCCACGGGAAAUAAAAAUGUUAUAGUGAAUUAAUUAAUAAAGACAUGACGCCAUAAUGGUUAUUAGCUCCUUGUGUAAAGAUACGAUGCAACGUUAGGAAUAUUAUUAUACUUGUAUAGUAACCAAUCUGGAAAUUCCACGAGUUUAGAAGAAGUGUGUGAUGUCGUUGCUAUGUGAAUUUCGCGCACUUACGUGGGAGCUAGUGGUGGGCGGAUCGAUCCUGAAGUAUCGAUACUUUCGAUGCUGAGGUUGUAUCGAAAAGGAUCGAUCCUAACAUAAAAAUAUCGAUAAUGUGUUUUUAGUUUUUACUACUGAUUUUAUUUAUUUACUAAUGUAGCUAAUACUUGUAUAAUGAAGAAAAACUAUUUCUCAUACACCUAGUUUUGCACACGUUGCUCCUCCCUGCCCUGCUGUGUUUUGUAGUCCGCUAUCACGUGACUCGCAGCCGGCGAAAAGAAGAGAAGCAUCGUGUGGAGUUUUAUCACAUCGGUGAAUAAAAACACUGCGAACUGCGUUGUAUGGCAGUGGGCCUUUGGGGGUAAAAAUCCAAAGAUUGAAUGUACUUUAUUAUUUAAGCACUUUAUUACAAUUGUUUGCACUUUGUUUAUAAAUUCACUUAAAAAGUGUAAUGAAAGGGAAACAUGUUAAUUUGUUCUAUUAUUUUGUCUAAACAUAACACAAAAACGGAAAAGCAGCUUUAAAAUCUUUGUUCUUCAGUAAUAAUUUUGUCCACUUUGUUUUUUUUUUAAAGCUAGAG
Molecule: messenger RNA, 1472 nt
Organism: Triplophysa rosa
Lineage: Eukaryota; Metazoa; Chordata; Actinopteri; Cypriniformes; Nemacheilidae
Product: histone H2A-like
Exons: 1
Coding region: 202-588 (128 amino acids)
Cellular component (GO): nucleosome
Molecular function (GO): structural constituent of chromatin; protein heterodimerization activity; DNA binding
Source: RefSeq, a predicted model, not a curated record